Molecule: messenger RNA, 1749 nt
Organism: Ceratina calcarata
Lineage: Eukaryota; Metazoa; Arthropoda; Insecta; Hymenoptera; Apidae
Gene: Use1
Product: Vesicle transport protein Use1
Exons: 8
Coding region: 299-1624 (441 amino acids)
Biological process (GO): signal transduction
Molecular function (GO): protein binding
Source: RefSeq, a predicted model, not a curated record
UCGUUCUCGAUUAUUUGUAUCCAGUCUCGGUUAGGUCGUAAUGUUCCCGAGAAUUUCAACAAUAACAUGUUUUUACAAGAAUAACAUAUAUCUACCUGCAUAAAACGCUUACACAAGAACGUUCCACGUCACAUAUAUUGCAUUGUUAUCAUGAAAAAUUAAUUACCGUUUUCUGCACCGAUGUUUGUAUAAUGAAUAUUUCUCGGUUUUCAACAAAGGAGGCGGUUUAGAACAUUUCCUAUUUUCUCUGGCAAGCAGUGCAAGAUUUUUGAUAAGCAUUCAUCAUCAGUCUUCAAAGAUGAAUCCAAUGUCCAGAGAAGAGAUUAACAUCAGAAGACUUUUAACAAGAUGUGAACUGAUGGCUAAAGAUGAUUCGCAAAAGGAUUGGAAACUUGAGAAGUAUAUCCUUGCAUUGGAUGAUAUGAUAAAACAAUUACAAGCAUUGCCAAGUAAACCACCUAAAGAUACCAUGAUGAGAUACACCAAAAGAAUAGAAUUCUUAAAAGGACUGAUAAAUACGACAAAACUUUUAAACCCAGUUGACAGAGUCGUGGCUGUCCAGAUGUUGCCAAAAAGUUCCACAACAUUUAAUGAAUCUAUAGGGCCGAACAUAGCGACCCAAAUACAUCAGAAAACUGCAGCAAAAUACAAUAAAGAAUUACGUACUGAACUAUUUCACAAUGAUAAAGGAGUGUUAGAGGAUGGCAUAAGGCAAAGACUGUCUUCAACUACUAUGCAGGAUGAGGAUUUGGAUGCACUUUUGAAAUACAACAGAAACAUUCAAGAGAAGAUUGCUGAGAACAUGCUUUCAAUGACUAGUAGCAUGAAGGAACAUGCUUUGGCAGCAAAUGCUAUCAUAAGGAAGGACAUUGGUUUGCUCGAAAGGUGUGAUAAGUUAACAGAUACCAAUGCUGAUAAACUGAAGACAGAAUCACUGAAACUGCAAGAACAUACACAAUCAUAUUGGAGGUGUUGGAUGUGGGUGAUGAUUGUGUUUGUUUUAGUUGUAUUUUUUAGUAAAGUCAAAGUUGUUAAGGCGCUAUAUAAUUACACAGCGCAACAUCCAGAUGAACUGUCUUUCCAAGAAGGUGAUAUUCUUUAUGUUCACGACAAUUAUACAGACUCAAAUUGGUGGAAAGGAAAAUGUGGAGACCGAGAAGGUCUUGUACCUGCUAAUUAUGUUGAAGAACAAACUCAAGAAAUUGUGCUACCAUUGCACGAUGCUGCGAGACGUGGAAAUGUUUCGAUGUUGAAGGAAUACAUAAAGCAGGGAGUUUCUGGUACCGGCUUAGAUGCAAUGGGUAACACUCCUUUGUAUUGGGCUGCAUGCGCUGGCCACUUGGACUGUGUAAAUGAACUUCUGAAUUUACCAAACUCUGCAAUCAAUGUACAAAAUAAAAUGGGAGAAACAGCAUUACAUGUGGCAGCAAGUCGUGGGCAUAUAGAAAUAGUAAAUCUACUGUUACAUUACAAUGCAAAUCCAACAAUAAGGAAUAACGAUAGUUUAACGGCGGAACAGUUAUCUGCUGACCUUUCGAUUAAAAAUGCGAUACAAUUAAAUCAACGUGAUAGUAGAAGAGUAUGUGGAUAUACGGAUGAUGAUUACAAUGAUGACAGUGAUUAAAAUGAUGUAUGUACGUUCUUUUCUUUGAGUAUAUGAUUGUAAAACAAAGUUACUAUUUAUAUAAUUUCAUUUGAAUGAGUAUUUAAGAAGGUAUUAUUACUAAAUAUAUAGGAUAUGUAUUAAUA